Messenger RNA from Pan troglodytes (chimpanzee), 1243 nucleotides. RefSeq names its product CD40 ligand (gene CD40LG). The coding region runs from base 135 to 920 and encodes 261 amino acids. Gene Ontology annotation, biological process: immune response. The transcript is spliced from 5 exons. Lineage: Eukaryota; Metazoa; Chordata; Mammalia; Primates; Hominidae. Gene Ontology annotation, molecular function: tumor necrosis factor receptor binding; CD40 receptor binding. The record is from RefSeq and is a predicted model, not a curated record. Gene Ontology annotation, cellular component: membrane.
UUUUCCAGGAAGUGUGGGCUGCAACGAUUGUGCGCUCUUAACUAAUCCUGAGUAAGGUGGCCACUUUGACAGUCUUCUCAUGCUGCCUCUGCCACCUUCUCUGCCAGAAGAUACCAUUUCAACUUUAACACAGCAUGAUCGAAACAUACAACCAACCUUCUCCCCGAUCUGCAGCCACUGGACUGCCCAUCAGCAUGAAAAUUUUUAUGUAUUUACUUACUGUUUUUCUUAUCACCCAGAUGAUUGGGUCAGCACUUUUUGCUGUGUAUCUUCAUAGAAGGUUGGACAAGAUAGAAGAUGAAAGGAAUCUUCAUGAAGAUUUUGUAUUCAUGAAAACGAUACAGAGAUGCAACACAGGAGAAAGAUCCUUAUCCUUACUGAACUGCGAGGAGAUUAAAAGCCAGUUUGAAGGCUUUGUGAAGGAUAUAAUGUUAAACAAAGAGGAGACGAAGAAAGAAAACAGCUUUGAAAUGCAAAAAGGUGAUCAGAAUCCUCAAAUUGCGGCACAUGUCAUAAGUGAGGCCAGCAGUAAAACAACAUCUGUGUUACAGUGGGCUGAAAAAGGAUACUACACCAUGAGCAACAACUUGGUAACCCUGGAAAAUGGGAAACAGCUGACCGUUAAAAGACAAGGACUCUAUUAUAUCUAUGCCCAAGUCACCUUCUGUUCCAAUCGGGAAGCUUCGAGUCAAGCUCCAUUUAUAGCCAGCCUCUGCCUAAAGUCCCCCGGUAGAUUCGAGAGAAUCUUACUCAGAGCUGCAAAUACCCACAGUUCCGCCAAACCUUGCGGGCAACAAUCCAUUCACUUGGGAGGAGUAUUUGAAUUGCAACCAGGUGCUUCGGUGUUUGUCAAUGUGACUGAUCCAAGCCAAGUGAGCCAUGGCACUGGCUUCACGUCCUUUGGCUUACUCAAACUCUGAACAGUGUCACCUUGCAGGCUGUGGUGGAGCUGACGCUGGGAGUCUUCAUAAUACAGCACAGCAGUUAAGCCCACCCCCUGUUAACUGCCUAUUUAUAACCCUAGGAUCCUCCUUAUGGAGAACUAUUUAUUAUACACUCCAAGGCAUGUAGAACUGUAAUAAGUGAAUUACAGGUCACAUGAAACCAAAACGGGCCCUGCUCCAUAAGAGCUUAUAUAUCUGAAGCAGCAACCCCACUGAUGCAGACAUCCAGAGAGUCCUAUGAAAAGACAAGGCCAUUAUGCACAGGUUGAAUUCUGAGUAAACAGCAGAUAACUUGCCAA